UCACUGCCGUUUCGCUCACUACAAGCUCCGCUCCUCCACGUCCCGUGCAAAAAUUUCUCCCCUUUGUAUUACAAUGAGAGGCGCCGCGCUACAGGGUCCCGGCCUCGCCCGAGCGCCGCCGGCCGCCGUCCCGCUGCACCCGCGGCCGCGGCGCGCCGGCUUUGGCGGCCACCACCACCACCGGGGCGCACCGCUGAGGAGCGACCUGCUGCUGCUUCUGCAGCAGCCCACCGCCGUCCCCCUACGAGCUCGCUCCCCGCCCUCCUCUUCCGCCUCGUCUAACGUGAACCCCGACACGGGGGAAGGCGCCGACGAGCUGCUCGACGAUCUGCUCCAGGAGCACGGCGAAGUCGUGUACAGCGCCGGCGGGGCCGGGUCUCUGGCAAGUGAGGCCGACGAGGACGCCGAGUGCCUGUCAUUGGCUGUUUCUCUGGCUAAAGUUGCGAGCGAGGUGAAGGCGGCCGAUAUCCGUGUACUGUUCGUGAAGCCGAUUGUCUACUGGACUGAGUUCUUCAUCAUUCUCACCGCGUUCUCGAAUGCACAGAUCGAGGCCAUCAGUUCCAAAAUGAGGGACAUCGGCGAGCAGCAGUUUAGCCGCGUUGCGUCUGGUGAUACGAAACCGAAUUCAUGGACCUUACUGGACUUUGGUGACGUUGUCGUCCAUAUAUUUCUUCCACCGCAGCGGGAAUUCUACAACCUGGAAGAGUUCUAUGGCAAUGCCACUACCAUCGAACUCCCUUUUGAGACCCAGUUGCAGUAACCGCCGUUUGCAUCUGCUCCCCGAGACAUAAGAGUCACUCCAAAGUGACAUAUUCCCUCGAAGCCCCGAGCAACAUUCUACCAUUUAGUCUUCACGCCUUGCCGUAAUGCUCAGAUGGAGAACUGCCCACAGACACCUACCAUGGUCACAACUCAGGCAGUGAUAUCGGGUCGCUGCUCUUCUGAAGUGUUGAGAAAUCGGCGCCAUGGUGUAAACAUUCUCCUUAUCUGUUGUGAAACUAUGUGUAUCAUUGUAUGAACUACUGUCAGAUAAUGUUGGUAGCAAAGAGAAUAGAACCCAGAAGAUUGUUAGGUUCCACUCUGCAUUAUACAGAAAUCCCUUUGUACUUUGCUUGGCUUAGCACAUGAUCUUCAGUUGACUUAUACACUGCUAGAAAUUUUCUACA
Molecule: messenger RNA, 1166 nt
Organism: Lolium perenne
Lineage: Eukaryota; Viridiplantae; Streptophyta; Magnoliopsida; Poales; Poaceae
Product: protein Iojap, chloroplastic
Biological process (GO): negative regulation of ribosome biogenesis; negative regulation of translation
Molecular function (GO): ribosomal large subunit binding
Source: RefSeq, a predicted model, not a curated record